CUGAUCAGAACGCUUCCACUUUCAGUUGUGAAAGAAAAACCAGGAAGUGAAGUCCCCGCGCACGAGCACGCUAGAAAGCUCAGGCAUGGCGUGGCUCGGCACAGCUCAGAGCAGGGCAGGGCCGGGGACUCCCUGAGCCCGCGUGUUCUGCCUGCAUGGAUGCUCCGAAGCCACCCGGUCCCUGGAGCGUGCCAGGGACUUGUGUGCCUGGAGAAACGCGGAGGUAGGAAGCCUCAUUUGCUGGAAACACCAAGUGAUUCACCCACCACAGGGAACAUCUCAUGAUAGAAUGUCUGAUACUAACAAGAACUUGAAAAUGGAAAUAAAUGGAAGAGGUGAAAGAAGUUAGUUUUAACUGAGGACUUCUUAGGCGCCUGACAGCAUACCAGAGUUUCUGCAUAUGGAAUCCUUCUGAGGUCUGAAUUUCCUGCUGCUGUGCACAAAGAUGCUUUUCAUCUUUAACUUCUUGUUUUCCCCACUUCCAACCCCGGCGCUGGUCUGCAUACUGACGCUUGGAGUAGCCAUGUUCCUGUGGCUGGUCUACAGACCCCAGCCAGUCUUACCUCUCAUUGACCUGGAAAACCAGUCUGUAGGAAUUGAGGGAGGAGCGCGCAAAGGGGUUAUCCAGAAGAGCAAUGACCUCAUGCUUUACUACUACUCAGAUGCCAGGACAGUGUAUGAGACUUUCCAAAGAGGACUUGCUGUGUCUGACAAUGGUCCCUGCUUGGGAUACAGAAAACCAAAUCAGCCCUACAGAUGGUUGUCCUAUAAGCAGGUGUCGGAUCGAGCCGAGUACCUGGGUUCCUUUCUGUUACACAGAGGACAUACGCCAUCACCAGACCAAUAUAUUGGCAUCUUUGCUCAGAAUAGACCAGAGUGGGUCAUCUCCGAGUUGGCUUGCUACACAUACUCCAUGGUAGCCGUUCCUCUAUAUGAUACAUUGGGAGCAGAUGCCAUUGUAUACAUUGUCAACAAGGCUGAUAUUAACACUGUGAUCUGCGAUACACCCCAAAAGGCAUCAGUCCUGCUAGGAAAUGUGGAGAAUGGCCUCACCCCGGGCCUGAAGAUAAUCAUUCUUAUGGACCCCUUUGAUGAGGACCUGAAACAAAGAGGGGAGAAAUGUGGAGUUGAGAUCUUAUCUAUAUUUGAUGCUGAGAAUCUAGGCAGAGAGAACUUCAGAAAACCUGUGCCCCCUAAGCCAGAAGACCUGAGCAUCAUCUGUUUCACCAGUGGAACUACAGGCGACCCUAAAGGAGCUAUGAUAACCCAUCAAAAUGUCGUUUCCAAUGCUGCUGCCUUUCUCAAAUGUAUUGAGCAUACUUUUCACCCCAACCCCAACGACGUGACUAUAUCCUAUCUCCCCUUGGCUCAUAUGUUUGAGAGGAUUGUACAGGCUGUCAUAUAUUCCUGUGGAGCCAGAGUUGGGUUCUUCCAAGGAGACAUCCGGCUGCUGCCUGAUGACAUGAAGGCGCUUAAGCCCACGGUGUUUCCCACAGUGCCUCGACUCCUUAACAGGAUCUAUGAUAAGGUACAGAAUGAAGCAGACACACCCCUGAAGAAAUUCUUGUUAAACCUGGCCAUUACCAGUAAAUUCAAUGAAGUAAAAAAGGGAAUUGUCAGGCGGGACAGUCUGUGGGACAAACUCAUCUUCAGAAAGAUUCAGCAGGACAGCCUGGGCGGGAAGGUUCGCUUCAUGAUCACGGGAGCUGCCCCCAUCUCCACUCCGGUCCUGACGUUCCUCCGGGCAGCAAUGGGGUGUCCGGUGUAUGAAGCUUAUGGGCAAACAGAAUGCACAGCUGGCUGUACAGUCACAACUAGUAUGGACUGGACAUCAGGCCAUGUAGGAGCCCCAGUCACUUGCAACUAUGUCAAGUUAGAAGAUGUGGCUGAUAUGAACUAUUUCUCAGCUAACAAUGAAGGAGAGAUCUGCAUCAAGGGUAACAAUGUGUUCCAAGGAUACCUAAAGGACCCUGAGAAAACAAAGGAAGUGCUAGACAGUGAUGGCUGGCUUCACACUGGAGACAUUGGGCGCUGGCUCCCUAAUGGAACGCUGAAGAUCAUUGACCGUAAAAAGAACAUUUUCAAGUUGGCCCAAGGAGAAUACAUUGCUCCAGAGAAGAUUGAAAACAUCUAUAUCAGGAGUAGAGUGGUGUCACAAAUUUUUGUACAUGGGGACAGCUUACAGUCAUCCUUAGUAGGAGUGGUGGUUCCUGACCCAGACACACUGCCCUCAUUUGCAGCCAAGCUUGGAGUUAAGGGCUCCCUUGAAGAAUUGUGCCAAAACCAAGCUAUAAUAGAAGCCAUUUUAGAAGACUUGCAGAAAAUUGGGAGAGAAAAUGGUCUUAAAUCCUUUGAACAGGUCAAAAAAAUCUUCGUUCAUCCAGAGCCAUUUUCCAUUGAAAAUGGGCUCUUGACACCAACAUUAAAAGCCAAGCGUGGAGAGCUUUCCAAAUACUUUCGGAAGCAAAUCGACAGUCUGUAUGAGAAUAUCCAGGAGUAGGUUAAGUUUGCUGCUGAGCUGGAAGCUGUGUGGGAAGGAGCUGAAAAUUACUGUCCAGUGAACUUUUCCAGUAAAUGAAGCAAGCACUGAAUACAAACCUGCUGUGCUGGGACUAAAGAUCUGUGGACAGACCUGAGGUGCACACACCAGGCUUAUCUUCUGUGAAGGAACCAACCGACCUUUGCCACCUGGACUACAGUUCCUACCGUACUUUACUCCUAGAUAACACAGGUUGCUUCUACUUGUAAAUGUAAACUCUUUAAAAUAAACUAUUGCAGAUACUA
Molecule: messenger RNA, 2784 nt
Organism: Ochotona curzoniae (black-lipped pika)
Lineage: Eukaryota; Metazoa; Chordata; Mammalia; Lagomorpha; Ochotonidae
Gene: ACSL5
Product: acyl-CoA synthetase long chain family member 5
Exons: 23
Coding region: 446-2500 (684 amino acids)
Biological process (GO): long-chain fatty acid metabolic process
Cellular component (GO): membrane; mitochondrion; endoplasmic reticulum
Molecular function (GO): arachidonate-CoA ligase activity
Source: RefSeq, a predicted model, not a curated record